This is a messenger RNA of Scutellospora calospora, 807 nucleotides long. Lineage: Eukaryota; Fungi; Glomeromycota; Glomeromycetes; Diversisporales; Gigasporaceae. The record is from the annotation of a GenBank genome assembly.
CUCGUUUAUCAGAUCGAAAAAGAUGUAAUAUUAGGACCGGCCUCUCAAUUGAGCGACGUUGAAGCAGUUGAAGAAUCUCCGCUGCUAGACUUAAAAACUCGUGCAAACGCAAUAUUUAUACCGACACUUGACAAGGAACUUAACAAGAUUAUCACUUUUUACCUCUCUAAAGAGAAUGAACUCUUUAAAGAAGUCACUGAACUUUUUCAAGAUUAUGCCGUAUUUCAAAAUCUUGAAGAUUCUGUUAGUGUCCGUAGUAGUUCGGCUAUCCUAAGUCGGUCUUAUCAAUCAUCAGAAGGUGCGAAUAGACAUAGUCGUAGAGGAUCUCGUUCUCAUAGGAAGUCAACCUCAGAGUCCGUCGUUUCUUCAUAUGUUAGUAGUGAUGAUGAUGAUGGUUAUAAUACUCCAACUACUCCAACAAAUAGAACUGCUUUUUUCAGUAGUUCACCUAUGGAUCGACGACAUUUUACUUGGGGUCCAUCAUCUAUUGAUGAACAAAGGAUACACUUAAAAAGACGUGCAAUUGAUCUUUUCGUUUGGUUAUCUGAACUUAAAUCAUUUGUUUUUUUAAAUAAAACUGGUUUUUCAAAAAUUUUAAAAAAAUAUGAUAAGAUAACCGGUAGUAAUCUAAAAAGUUCUUAUUUAAAUAAUGUAAAUGAUGCCUAUCCAUUUAAAGAUUCAACUCUUAAAAGUUUAGAUGAUCAAAUUUUAAAGAUACAAGAAAUUUAUUCCAAUAUAUGUACGAAUGGAGAUAUGGAUAUUGCUAUGCGUGAACUUAAAACUCAUUUAAGGGAAUUCAUAGGCUAG